Messenger RNA from Bombyx mandarina (wild silkworm), 2144 nucleotides. Its product is annotated as beta-1,4-glucuronyltransferase 1. The record is from RefSeq and is a predicted model, not a curated record. NCBI's taxonomy places the organism in Eukaryota, Metazoa, Arthropoda, Insecta, Lepidoptera, Bombycidae.
GCGCGUCAGUCCAUCGCGCGUUUGUACACAGGGCGCUUGUGCCUUACGCUUUCACGACUGCGAGUGCAAAAUUUCUUGCCUGUUUGCAAGUUUCAAAAUAUAAGUGUAAAAUUCUGUCUACCGAUUAUUAUUCAAUUUAUAUUUGAAUGUGAUUGUUUACAAGCCGUAAAACGAUUGGCAACGUGAGCGAUUAAUCCUCAAAUGCGGGUUGGGAAUAUUUGUGGGUGGAAAAAUAAACAUAGCACUCAGGAGGCGUAUAGUAUCGCGGCGCCAGCACGGCGCCCACCUCCGAACACCUGCUGAUGACAGAAUAAAUUGUGAUGCUCACACGAACAGAACCCUAUAGGAAACUGCGUCCUAGAGGACGUCGGAGGACGUUAUAGCGAAACGUUGUUGUUUUCCUCUAUAAAAGUGCCUAAUCAUUGCAAUCAUGGUGGCGAAUCGACGAAAUUUUAUAUUUAGAGUGAGCAUCGUAAUUAACAUCGCUGUGAUGCUAUAUGCGGCGAUGCAUCUGUCCGCAAACACUUCUCCGAUGGUCGAGUGGGUCCCGGUGACGGGCGAUGGCUCCGAGAGGAACGCGGAACUCCAGUAUCUCAAACGUGAAAUCACACGAAACGACACAGAUAGACUUAUAGAGCCUAUGAUCAGGGAUUUCGAGGAAUCCACUUCCCAGAAGUCGACCUCGACGAUGCCGACAACAAACAAAACCGCAUCUAGUACAGUAUCCGCCACGGAUCUAGAAAAAAAGAUAAGUGCAGCGCCUCCAGAUGUUGAUAUAAAUGAAAUGUUAGACAUAGUCGAUGAGAACGGGCUGUCGGACACCACACUAACACGACUUCGGAGCUUACUGGCGUGCACAGAAAAGGACUUCCUUCCCCAAACGGUGCAGCGCGGAGAAUUUUGGGUUUUAAAGAACUACAUCCGAGCUGAUCAUGGAACAAUCAUGUGUCACGAAAGCAUCACAUACACGACGCACGCUGGCUUUGAAUUCCUAGAUAACGUGCUGCCUCUUGUCGAAAGAUGGAUGGCACCGGUGAGUCUCGCCAUUCACGCGCCAGGCGCGGACGUGACGCCGACCGUGAACAGCAUCAGAUACCUCCGCGACUGCCUUGGAAAUGACCUCAUUCGGCAAUAUGUCACUUUUCACAUAUUUUUCUCCAACAAGCACAUUCCUAGUAAGAUCCCAGACUCAGAUAAAAUUCUGAGUACACCGUAUAACUGCACUGGGAGCCCCCCGUACGUGGUCAACUCAUCGACCACAUACAUGAAACAGAAGAAUUUGUUGUAUCCAGUAAACGUAGCGAGGAAUAUCGCCAGAGACGCUGCCUUAACCUACUUCAUUCUUCCGUCUGAUAUUGAGCUGUAUCCUAGUCCUAAUUUGGUGCCCAGAUUCUUGAAUAUGAUUGCGAGAAAUCAAAAGCCUCUGAACUCGACGAAUCCUCGAGUGUUCCCCAUAAGCAUCUUCGAAGUUGACGCCAAAGUUCAAGUGCCAUCAACAAAAGUGGAACUCCAAAGUAUGCUAGCAAAAAAGACUGCAAUACCAUUCCACAAAUUCGUUUGUCCUAACUGCCACAACAUACCUCAGGGCGUGCAGUGGAUGACUGCGCCGGAAACGAAUCAGAUGGACGUGUUCCAUGUCGGUAAGCGCCACGGAAAAUACGUUCACUGGGAACCGAUAUUUAUUGGUACCCACCAAGACCCGUAUUACGACGAACGACUCAGCUGGGAAGGCAAAAAGGAUAAAAUGACGCAGGGCUACGUCCUUUGUGUUAAGGAUUACGAUUUUAUGAUAUUGAACAACGCGUUCCUGAUCCACAAGCCCGGCAUCAAGCAUUACGUGAAGAAUCCCAAGAGGGACGUCAUCGCUAGUCGCCAAUCCAGUUUCGUUAUGAACGUCAUUAUGCCCGAACUGAAAAAACUCUUCGGCACCAGAAGCGGUUGCGCGCUGUAAAACCUAAUAUUAAAUUCCUUAACGCAUUGACUGCCGUAUAGGUCACCGGUGCCCUACGCACUGAAGUAAUUAUAUCAAUUUCGAUCUUUUAACUAAGGCGCCGGAAUAUCUAAUAGACUAAGGGAAAGACGAAUCCGUAGAUACUUAGUGUGAAUAUAUUUCUAAAAGACCGAAAAAGACUAAAACAUAGCAA